Chiloscyllium plagiosum (whitespotted bambooshark) is the source of this 1626-nucleotide messenger RNA. RefSeq names its product transcriptional activator protein Pur-alpha. Gene Ontology annotation, molecular function: RNA polymerase II transcription regulatory region sequence-specific DNA binding; purine-rich negative regulatory element binding; DNA-binding transcription factor activity, RNA polymerase II-specific. Gene Ontology annotation, cellular component: nucleus. Gene Ontology annotation, biological process: regulation of transcription by RNA polymerase II. The record is from RefSeq and is a predicted model, not a curated record. Lineage: Eukaryota; Metazoa; Chordata; Chondrichthyes; Orectolobiformes; Hemiscylliidae.
UAAUAAACUGCACUUCACUGUUCGGCCAUCAUAGUUCUGACAGGUAAUCACACCUAGAUCUGCAAAGUCUGCGAGCAGAAAAGCUGCAGGUCUCGCGAGAUCGCCGGCUGCUGGGAGUUUGGAAGAAGGCUACCAUCAUGGCGGAUAGAGACAGUGGAAGCGAGCAGGGGGCGGUGAGCUCGAGCUUGCAGCAGCUGCAGCAGGAGACGCAGGAACUGGCCUCCAAGAGGGUGGACAUUCAGAACAAACGCUUCUACCUGGACGUGAAGCAGAAUGUCAAAGGCCGUUUUCUGAAGAUAGCGGAGGUGGGAGCAGGAGGCAAUAAAAGUCGCCUAACUCUCUCCAUGUCUGUUGCUGUGGAGUUCCGCGACUACCUGGGCGAUUUCAUCGAGCAUUACGCACAGCUCGGCCCCAGUAACCCGGACAUGCAGACGGACGAGCCGAGGCGAGCUCUGAAAAGUGAAUUCUUGGUGCGGGAAAACCGCAAAUAUUACAUGGAUUUAAAAGAGAACCAGCGAGGCCGGUUCCUACGGAUCCGCCAAACCGUGAACCGGGGACAUGGCCUUGGCUCGCAGGGUCAGACUAUCGCCCUCCCCGCUCAGGGGCUAAUUGAAUUCCGUGAUGCACUCGCUAAACUCAUCGACGAUUAUGGCAUCGAAGAGGAACCCACUGAGUUACCCGAAGGGACAUCUCUCACUGUGGACAACAAACGAUUUUUCUUUGACGUUGGGUCAAACAAGUAUGGCGUUUUUAUGAGAGUAAGUGAGGUGAAACCAUCAUACCGCAAUUCUAUCACGAUACCGUACAAAGUGUGGGCCAAGUUUGGAAAUACUUUCAGUAAAUACGCAGAGGAGAUGAAGAAAAUACAGGAGAGACAGCGGGAGAAAAGAUCUGAACAGCAAGAAGAAGCUCCCGGAGAUGAUGGGGAGGAAGACUGAUAAAACUGUAAUAAAAAAAACACUUCCUGUAAAACUGUAACUGUUUAACUACGAGGGAGCACCACCCACCAAACCUCCACAACUGACAGUUCGACUUGUCACCCAUCGCUGGAUGUUCGUCCACUUAUCAACCGUGUAAACCGUAAGCAGCUGCUAAGUAAUAACAUUAUGAACUGUGUUUCCUACUUGAUAAAAAAAAAACUGAGUGUUUAUUUCCCUAAUUAACCAAGACUUUUGUACACGUUCAAGCUAUUAAAAGUGUUUGCAAUCGUCAGAUAAUAUGCUGAAUUAUAAUGAAAUAAGUCCUUUUCAUGUGAGCUAACAUUUGACUUAGCACAAAAUGAGAGAUAUUUUAGAAGAACACGUAAAUAAUAUUUUUAGUUUUCUCAUUUUGUUACCAAAUUUCAAACAUUAUACGGAGGUUAUAGUAUAUUUGACACCCUAUAUACCUGUGAUUAGAGAUGUGUAUAUAUGAGGGCUAGGCAUGCUGUGUGUCUGAGCUUUGUUAAAUGUAAUGCAGAAGUCUGUAGAGUUAAAAGGUACAUAGGUUUAUUCAUGCAAGGUAAAACUAUUAAGAAGUGCUCUCUUUUAUACAAUAUGCAUUGCAUCUGGACCUUAAACAUAUAAAACUGGUCAGUGGAACUUCUGUGAACAUGAAGCAAAUUAUUAAAAAAGGCAUUUAAAUGAA